GUUUCAAAUUCUGUCUGUCUGUCUCCGGUGCUCAAUGAUGCUGUACUGUCAAGCAGACCCCAACCUCUGCCCUGUCGGCCAUAUACACCCAUGCCACGUUUCACGAUGCACACACCGAGCGGUCGACAGUAAUGUCCGAAAGAUGAUGCUCUUGCGAGCCUAAAUGAUUGAUUCGGUAUCGUGCUGUUUGAAUUGAUGCCGGCACUCGCGACAAUCGCGUGUGUAAAUGAGCAUGCCACCACCUAACCCAACAUUAUAUUUGAAGAAAAACCAGACGAAGGCCAAAUCAAAUCAAGUCACGCCCAACAGCUGUGCAUCAUGCCAUAUGGAUCAGGUUACACCCUACAUACAUACCCCAUACAGUCCUUCCUUACCUGCGCGUCUACGUAUCGCCCCAGGAUACGACAUAGUCAACCCUCAUAAUUAUCUGAAUAAACGCAUGUAUGUAUGUGUUCAGAUCCCAUCUCUCCCCUCCUUCCCCCAAAAAGGAAGGGAAAGAAAAGAAAAGAAAAGGUCUACGAAUCCCUCCGGCCCGCAACCACAGAGGUCAAAUCAAGUAUCGACAGCAAAGACCAGCAUCCUAUCCCCCCAAGAAACCGCACAGAAAUAGAAAAAAAAAAAAACUUGCUGAUGUGCAUGGCAUUGGCUCCGACA
Aspergillus candidus is the source of this 654-nucleotide messenger RNA. RefSeq lists its product as uncharacterized. The transcript has a single exon. Lineage: Eukaryota; Fungi; Ascomycota; Eurotiomycetes; Eurotiales; Aspergillaceae. Bases 227 to 610 code for a protein of 127 amino acids. The record is from RefSeq and is a predicted model, not a curated record.